Messenger RNA from Cuscuta campestris, 1946 nucleotides. Lineage: Eukaryota; Viridiplantae; Streptophyta; Magnoliopsida; Solanales; Convolvulaceae. The record is from the annotation of a GenBank genome assembly.
AGGAUCAAGCAUGAGAGGAUCGGAAUGACGAGGGCUAAAUCUUUGCUUCUCCUCACCAUCUUCCACCAGAGAUGGAGUACAGGAUUUGAGACAAAGGAGGCAUCUUGCAGCGAGGUGGAUUUUAAAUCUGGUUAUGUAGGCUUAGGAGUAGACAAAUACAGUAUUGUUGGGCUUGAAAAUUUAAAGAUAUUUGUUCCUUACAUUGUCUUUGUUAUUUUCGAUAACCCUCUCUCUCUCGCAUCUUCUUUUCCGAUUCUCUGCAUCAACGUCGCGGCUGAGUUUCCUCAUCUAUCUCCAACGAACGACGCAUCAAGGCAUCCCUGGAAAGGAACGAUCGGCGCAUCUAGGCAGUCAACAGGUCUUAGUUCUAUUUCUUUCUCUGAUUCAAUUGUUUCUGUUUCUUUAAGAUUCUUAAUGGCUGAACCUAACGAAAAUGAAGAGUAUGAUGACCCAUCGAAGAAUCCAAAGAACAAGGCCAGCUCCAAUGAUCCAGGAUGGGAAUAUGGUUUUUGGCCGAAUCGUAGUAAUAAAGAUGUGAUUCAAUGCAUCUUAUGUGAUCGGCCAAUUAGCGGGGCAAUCAAGCGAUUCAAACAACAUCUCGGCGGAGGAUACGGAGAUGUUGUUAUAUGCCAAAAGACUACCACUUCAAUCAGGAGACAGAUGGAUGCCUACUUGAAUUCGAAUAAGAGAAAUAAGACCAUUGUGUUGGACAAAGAAGAUGCAAAUGGGAGUGAAGUACCAAUUUCGGACAUUUGUGGCUUGAAAGAGCUUAAGGGUACUAUUGUUAGUGCUAAGCGUGUCACCAGAUUCAUCUACCGACAUGGUAGACUCCUUGAUGCAAUGAGGGAGAAGACAAGGGGACGGGAUCUCGUGAGGCCUGCAGUGACUCGCUUUGCCACAUCAUUUCUUACAUUGCAAUCAAUGUACAGGUACAAAGAUCCUUUGAGAACUUUAUUUGUUUGUGAUGAUUGGAACAGGUGCAAAUUGGCUAAAACAGAGGGAGGCAAAAAUGUGCAAGAUAUUAUUCUUUCCACCACAUUUUGGAAUGGGGUGGAAGAUUGUUUGAGGGCAUCGCAACCACUACUAGUUGUGUUGAGGAUAGUCGAUGAUGAUGAAAGGCCUGCUAUCACUGAGGUUUCUGCGGCAAUGGUUGUGGCGAAAGAUAAGCUCCGUGAUGUUUUCAAAAAUAAGCAAGCAUUGUUGAAGAAAGUUUUGGGCAUUGUUAUAACUCGUUGGGAGGGUCAAAUGGGGCAAAAGCUAUAUGGGGCUGCAUUAUAUCUAUCACCUGACAAGUUUUUCGACCUAAAAAUAAAGGAUCCAGAUUACGCAGGGGAUCUACGUUCCAUGUUCAAUGAUGUGUUGGAGAAAAUGAUUGUUGAUGAAGGAGUACAAGAAAAGAUAAGUAAUCAAGCUGAUGACUAUUCUUCCAUGCGAGGAACAUUUGGAAAAUCAUUGACAGUCAAACAACAGAAAACAAAAACUCCACAUGCGGUUCAUUCUGGAAGUGAUCUUCCAUGGGCACAUGUUGAUGAAGCCAUUGGUGCAUCAAGUAAUAUUCUUGGUCGCAAUCUGCCCAGGGCAGCCGCCAGUAGAUCAAACACUCAAACAUCUCAAAAUGAUUUGAUAACUUUUUCCCGUAGGCGUACUUCAUCUACUUCUAUUGCAUCUACUCCAGUGUCAUUGACUGAUGAAGGCUUACAAAAUGAAGAUACUGAAGUUGAAGUGUUUCCUAAUGAUGAUGAAGAAGUGGAUGAUGAUUAUGGCAUUAGGUGCACUAUGAGUAACGAGGAGUCAACAAGGACAACCAAUGAGAUGUUGAGUGAUGAGCUCUUAUUCAUGGAUGAUUAAUGAUUAAUGAAUCAUUAGCCAUGAACUAGAGACAUGGAUAUGAAAGUUGAAACAUUUCUUUUUUGCUUUAUUCACUUUGAGACUUUAAGUUGUGUUGU